UGAAAGCUGGUUAGUCGGCUAGUGUUGUCUUGCUCGCCUGGUCAGUGUGUUGUUUGCGUGUUCAUUUCUAUCACAGCGCGAACUGCAGAAUGAGUAAAUCUAGUUAUAAAACGGUUUGUAGUAGAAGUACAGAGGAACUCGAUAAGGUUGACAUGUCUUUAGAUGAUAUUAUCCGGCUGAAUAAGAAGCAGAAACACUUCCAGGCCCCGAGGACGAAGCGCAGAGUCCCGGUCAAAGGUCAAGGGAAGAAAUCUGUACCAUUUAGAAGAGGAGCUGUUGUGAACAAACGCCUCACUCGAAACCGCAAGCUUCCUCCCACAGUGGCCAGGCGUCGUGGACAGGGGGUCAUCACUGGUUUGGCUGUGAGAAAAAAUGCUGUCCUGUAUAAAGGGAUCAAUCCACUCAACCGACCCGUCCAGAACAGACCUGCUCCAAACAGUGCAGCUGUCAACCAGUACAGACAGAUAUGUAAUGUAAAUAAACUUAUUUUGUAUCCAAUUAAUCAUUCGACAGCACUAAUUUGUUUAUUUUUUCGAACUUGUUUCAGUGUGAAAAUGAUUGCCUUUUGCUGUUCAUCUUUUCUGUACAGGAAAACUCCGACUGCUCAGCAAACGCAGAGAGACGCACGACAGGCCACCUUCCUCUUCAGAAGAGGAAUCAAAGUUCAUACACAAGUUCACAAGACAAAGUCUACUCAACUCACACAGAGAACGCGCUCGUGGCGCACUCCUACAAACAGCAGUGGCAUCCUCACUGUGUCAAUAGACAACCCCACAGUUAGAACACAGCCCGAGCCGGCUCAGUCCUGGUCCCUGCACCCUGUGACUCCAGAGGAGCCCGAGAGGAAACCUCCUAAAGGAGUCGCCCUGCAGUUUGAUAUCAACAGUGUUGGGAAACAGACUGGAGUGACCCUGAAUGAGCGUUUCCGGCUCCUGAAAGACCAGCGUGUGGUGGCAGCACAGCAGAGCAGCAGAGGAGGUCGCUUCGUCACUGUGGCCUAGAGUCGAACUCUAAGACCCUGUUCCUGAGAUCAACUAC
Carassius carassius (crucian carp) is the source of this 1038-nucleotide messenger RNA. RefSeq names its product UAP56-interacting factor-like. The record is from RefSeq and is a predicted model, not a curated record. Bases 90 to 1001 code for a protein of 303 amino acids. Gene Ontology annotation, biological process: mRNA export from nucleus. Gene Ontology annotation, molecular function: mRNA binding. Lineage: Eukaryota; Metazoa; Chordata; Actinopteri; Cypriniformes; Cyprinidae. The transcript is spliced from 8 exons.